Orcinus orca (killer whale) is the source of this 3700-nucleotide messenger RNA. RefSeq names its product myeloblastin. Gene Ontology annotation, molecular function: serine-type endopeptidase activity. The record is from RefSeq and is a predicted model, not a curated record. Gene Ontology annotation, biological process: proteolysis. NCBI's taxonomy places the organism in Eukaryota, Metazoa, Chordata, Mammalia, Artiodactyla, Delphinidae.
UCACCUUGCCGUUUAGUAGAAAUUAACACAAUAUUGUAAAUCAACUCUACUUCCAUAAAAUUUAAAAGAUAAAAAAUAAAAACGCAUCGGCAGAGGGGCAGCCACCCGCAGGGCGGGAAGCAGUGAGGCACGCACGCUGCUCCAGGAGUCCUUUGUGGGCAAAACUCAGAGCAGGUGUUUCUGCCUCAGAGACGUUCAUUCAUUCCAAAGGGGAAAGUGUGACUCGGCGGGAGGGACACGCAGGCGCCUCAGAGAUGAUGCCCCACAUCCUGGGGACCAUCGAUCGGUACGCAGACCCCAUCUCCGUGUGGGGACCCCACACAAGCCCAUUUGGAGGGACGUUCCCCCAAAAACCCACCAGGUUGCCACCAAGGACACGGUAUGAGGGCCAGGAGAGACUGAGGGGCUGCCCCAGAGCCCAGGAGACUCGGGGAGGCGGGGUGGGGGAUCCUGGACCAGAGACUGGCUGAUUGUGAAAUCCAGGCGGCCUGUGAGGGGGCAAACUUUGUGCAAGACGUGGCCCCGGGGAAGCUGGGGCAGCACAUCCGGGAAUUCUGCGGACUGCUGUAAGCGUGAAAUGCUUUCAAAAUGAAAAGCUUAACAACUUUUUUUUGGCCCCCAAAUUCCGUGAGCUCCUCUAUCUAUGCUUCUGUAGGUUUAAAUUUUUCAUAAUAAUGAGUCAGUUAUAAAUAGAUACAUAAAUAAAUGUCUCCCGGCACCAGAGUCUCCCCCUGCCCCCUCCCGUGUGGGGCAGCAUCGCUGGUCCCAGCCACUGCAUGCCAGGAGCCCCCCAGUCGUGACGACCACAGGUGUCCCUGGGGGAGGAAUCGCCCCAGGUGAGAGCUCUGCCUUAGAGGGAAGAGCGACUCCCCCAGACAAAGUGAGGGCAGAGAGAUGAUCCUGUGGGUCUCAGGAGGCGCAGGGCUCUGAGACCCUCACCCCCUUUUCUGUCCUGCUGAGUGGGAUUCAUCCCACCCCUGCACACGUCGGCCCCAUCUCACCUUGCUGGGGCUACAGGGACCCUCUGGGGGCAGGCAGUGCCCCCUUGGAGGUGUGGAAGCUGGGGUGCAUGUCACUGUGAGGGCUGUGGCCACAAGCCCCCUUGUCCAGAGGACUUCCAGCAUGGGGUGGGUGGGAGCCACCUUCCUGCAUCUCUUGAGGACCCCGAGCCUGAGCCUGAAGCCCCUGCAGGCUUCCUGGGGUGCAGCUUUGACCCCCAAGCUCCCCAGCCCUCAAGCUGGAAGGAGGAAGUGGGGACGCCCAGCCCAGGUGUGGGGCAACCCUAAUGGCCUCCCUGAAUUGGGGCUAUAAGAGGGGGUGGGCAGGCAGGGGGCAUGGCCCAACCAUGACCCGAAGCUGCAGACCCUCCAGCCCUGCCCUCGCCCCGGUGCUGCUGGCUGUGCUGCUGGGCGGUGCGUGGGGCCCAAGUCCGUCCGUCCGUCCAUCUGCCUGUCCCAUGCCCUCACGGCUCAGAUGGGGAAAGUGAAGCAGGACCCAGCUCAGCUGGCUGCUUGGGAUGAAUGCCUCAAGGGGAGGGGAGGAGAGAAAGGCGGGGCCUGGGAUACGUAGCUCUCUUUCCCCAUCUGUAAAAUGGGCAAAACCUAGUCCUUCCUGCCCAGGGAGGUGUCCUAGGGACUCAAUAUAACCAGAAUCCCUGGACAGCACCUGGCACCCAGCAAGCACUCAGUAAGUGUGCACGCACGAACGAAUGUGUCACCGAGUGAACGACGCACAUGUCAGAGGAAAAACCGGAGUGAGGGAACCCCUCCGCCCUCAUCCUGAUGAGGCUUUUUCAUGCCUCAGUUUGUCCAUCUGCAAGAUGGGUCAUCUUGCCAGCUUCUUCCCCCUCCUGACCUCCAGGACUGGGCGCCGCUGCUUCCUGGGAGCCUUCUGAAAUAAUAAUGAUAAUGACCACCGGGCUCUCCCCAGCGCUAACUGUCCCCGGCCCGGGCCUCUUCCCUCCACAGCCCCCAGCCGCCCUGUGCUGCUACGGGACCUCCAAUUUGCACAUGGGGAAACGGAGGCUCUGAGGGGUCCCGGGCCUGGUGGAGGCCACACAGCGGCUCUGCCCUCGUCCCCCGACCCCCGUCUGGGCUCCCUGGGCGGGGGAUGGGGCGGUGGGGUGGGGUCGGUCCCCCGUCCAGGGAGCCGCGGAGGGCGUUAGGCAAGGCGACGGCCGCUGACCCCGGCGUCCCCAGGUGUAGCCCGGGCCGCGGAGAUAGUGGGCGGGCGGGAAGCCCAGCCCCACUCGCGCCCCUACAUGGCGUCGCUGGAGCUGUUCCCCAGCAACCACUUCUGCGGGGGGACCUUGAUCCACCCGCGCUUCGUGCUGACCGCAGCCCACUGCCUGAACAACGUGCAGGCACCUGCCCUGCUCUCCAGGGCUGCACCCUGGGCCUCAGGACGGGGGGGGGGGCGCGGGGGGGGGGGUCGGGGUCCCAGCGAGGCGCACAGCCUGCAGACCUCCGAGCCCACCGAGCAGAGGUUCAGCAUCAGCCGCCUGUUUGAGAACAACUACGACCCACAGGAGAAGCCGAAUGACGUCCUCCUCCUGCAGCUGGACUGCCCGGCCACCCUCAACCCCCAGGUUGCGGUGGCCCAGCUCCCCCAGCAGAACCAGCUGCUGCCCCACGGCACCCAGUGCCUGGCCGUGGGCUGGGGCCGCCUGGGCACUGAGCCGCUGCCCCAGGUCCUGCAGGAGCUCAACGUCACCGUGGUCACUUUCCUGUGCCGGCCACAGAACGUGUGCACCUUUGUGCCCCGACGCAGCGCUGGCAUCUGUUUUGGAGACUCGGGCGGCCCCUUGAUCUGCGACGGUGUCAUCCAGGGCAUGGACUCCUUUGUGAUCCAGGGACGCACCACCCGCCAGUACCUGGACUUCUUUGCUCGCGUCUCCCUCUACGUAGACUGGAUCCGCUCAGUGCUGAGCAACGCGGGGGGCGAGGACGGCCCCUGAGCCCCCCCCACCCCCGGGCACUGAGGCCAUGCUGUGGAGAGACGCGGCGGGUCUGCUUCUGCGCCCGUGCCCCCCUUCCUGCGCCCCCGGCUCUUGGGAGCCAGGCAGACCCACGGUGCAUCAAUAAAAGCUGAACCGUCCCCCUGGCUCCUGUGUGUCCUUCCCACAGGGAGAUGUGGGGGAGAGUGGCCCAGGGUCCUCAGCGUCCGAGUCCCCAAACCCCGAGCUCGGGGUGGGGGUGGGAACAGAGGCCUGGAAGUCGGAGGAGGGCGCAGGUCACAGCGGAUCCCACUCCCCAGAUGCCCGCAGACGUGGGUUCUAACCCAGCCCCGCCAGUGUGACCCGGGGCAAGUUGCCGCCCCUCUCUGUGCCUCAGUUUCCUCAUCUGGAAAACGGAGUCACUCCAGACAUUUCCCAAGUGUCCAAGGAGCCCCACCCUGGCCCUCAGGGCUAGGGGUGUCCUGUCCAGUUCUGUGUCUCCUAGAUCUGGGGCCACUUGAGGACCAAGCUCUCAUAACACGGGGUGCCCAGGGCCUGUGGGGCUCCUGACCGGUCAGGGGCAGGCAGAAAGGCUAUUAGGGAGGCUUCUUGAAGGAGGCAGCAAUGCCUGAAUACGAACAAAAGGAGAAGUGUCGCCAGGCAAGGCACAGCCAGUGUAAGGGCCCUGCAUCAGGACAAGCUUGGGGGUGUGGGGGAAGGAGAGCAGGUCAGGGAGGGGGCAGGGAUGGAGCAUGCAGGGCCACA